Penicillium psychrosexuale is the source of this 1023-nucleotide messenger RNA. RefSeq lists its product as uncharacterized. The coding region runs from base 1 to 1023 and encodes 340 amino acids. The record is from RefSeq and is a predicted model, not a curated record. The transcript is spliced from 6 exons. NCBI's taxonomy places the organism in Eukaryota, Fungi, Ascomycota, Eurotiomycetes, Eurotiales, Aspergillaceae. Gene Ontology annotation, molecular function: FAD binding; monooxygenase activity.
AUGACGGUAUCAGCCCAGCCUCUCGACGUCCUCGUCGUCGGCGCCGGCAUUGCUGGUCUCUCAACAGCCAUUGCGCUCGGAAAACAGGGGCAUCGUGUUGUGGAGUGGUACCUCGUGCAUCGAGUUGAGCUACACAACCACCUCAAACAACGUGCCCUUGAAACCGCAACGUUGCAUACAGGGUGUAGAAUAACCGAGGUCAAUCUGGAAGGGGCUUGUCCGUCGGUCACUCUCGGUGAUGGUCGCACUUUCAAGGCUGACCUGCUCCUUGGUGCAGAUGGACUACAUUCCCAAAUUCGUCGGAGUAUCACACCAGGAUCUCCCUCCCCAUACCCCGUUGGCAAGUCAUGCUUCCGUUGGCUUCUUCCUACAGAUCAAUUAAAGCAACAUGCGAGCACUGUUGAUUUUGUGCGAGACACCGGCGUGUUUAUUGAGUGGGCAUCCCAUGACCGGCGGCUCGUGGCUUACCCUUGCUCUGAUAGCAAGAUCCUCAAUCUUUGUGCUUUUGUCCCUUUGAAUGAAGUUCAGGCAGACAACCAAAGUGACACCUGGCAGUCAGCUGGAGACCAGACUACAAUUGUGAGGGCCUUUUCGAAGUUUUCACCCGGUGUUCAACAAAUUAUUGCAAGUGCAGACAAAAAUCUCAAAGUAUGGGAUCUGUAUGAUAUGGAGGAACUGCCGACUUGGACUCGAGGCCACGCUGCUCUUCUGGGAGAUGCAGCACAUCCGUUCCAGCCAUACUUGGGCCAGGGAGCAGCUAUGGCAAUCGAAGAUGCAGUUAGCAUUGCCACCUUGCUCCCUUGUGGCAGCACGCCGGACGAUGUCCCCACGCGACUUGAAAUGUACCAAGCGGGCCGUCGGCCACGGGUCAACUUUGUCCUCCACUACACUCGGAUAAAUGGACGGGAUGAGGAUGAUACAGCCGGCGAUAGAUUAUCAGCUGUGGAAAUGGUGAAAGUCAUGAAUAUUUGUUUCUCGUACAAUGAGAUUGAGCACUCUACAAAGUUGCUGGAUGGCAGAUGA